Scheffersomyces coipomensis is the source of this 1695-nucleotide messenger RNA. RefSeq lists its product as uncharacterized. Gene Ontology annotation, cellular component: transcription factor TFIID complex; SAGA complex; SLIK (SAGA-like) complex. Gene Ontology annotation, molecular function: TBP-class protein binding; DNA binding; protein heterodimerization activity. The transcript has a single exon. The record is from RefSeq and is a predicted model, not a curated record. Bases 86 to 1654 code for a protein of 522 amino acids. NCBI's taxonomy places the organism in Eukaryota, Fungi, Ascomycota, Pichiomycetes, Serinales, Debaryomycetaceae. Gene Ontology annotation, biological process: DNA-templated transcription initiation; RNA polymerase II preinitiation complex assembly.
AAACUGAUAUAGAAAUAAAAGUAUAUUAUUGAAACAACAAGGAACAAUCGUCGUUCCUGGAAAUCAUCAUAUAUUAGAAAUCAAUAUGAAUAAUGAAUCAAUAAGCAAUUCCAGCAGUAAGGAGGGAACUCCUACUGGGAGUGCUUCAUCCUCACAAAGGCCGAUUUCUACAAUGCAACCGCAUGAGGUAAAGCUAUUAGCUCAAAGAAUGUCAAAUGAGUUUGCUCUGGCCAAGGCAGUUGGGGUUGAUACAGAGAAGGGUAAACAACAUAUGCAGAAGUUCAAUGCUAUUAGGAAUAUCUUAAUUAAAUAUAAGGAGAGUCAAGGAAAACUGGGUGUUGUGAGUAAUAGUAAUACAGGCUCACCUGCUCCUUCUCCUUUACCAUCAUCAACAUCAGCAAAUGCAACACCAAAUCAAUCAUCUCAGCCAAGUCGAUCACAAAGUAUUGAACCUAAUUCAUCACAAUCUGCUAAUUCAGCUCCAGCAACUAUAAAUUUCAAUGCUGUGACAAUUGAAAAAUAUAAUCAAAUAAUACUAAGAACUCAAGAAAUGGUCAAACGAGUGAAGAAUUUAGAGGAAUUGAAAGUGAAAGAAGCUAAUACUUCAAAAGUUGACGAAUAUAAUCAAGAAAUUCAAAAUCUUAAUCAACAAAUAGUAAAACAUCAAAAAGCAGUGAACUAUAUCAGAGCUCAAUUAGAAAAACAAGGGAAAUUACAAGCCAUUGAUGCGAAUUCCGAUAAAGCAACCCCACCACCAUCAGCAUCAACUAUUGAUUCCACAAAGGCCAAUCCACCAAAUAGUGUUAAAGCUCCUUCUGUUGUUUCAAUUCCAGCUUCUGUAAAACCUUCGGAACCAAUUUCAAAUCCAUCCACGGUAGCCGCAAGUAAACCAAAAGGAAAACCUGUCCCUCCAACUGCUCCAGUAGUACAACCACCAAUAAAGACUACUACUAACACAUUCCCUCAAUCAAAAGUGGCAAAUGCAAAUGCACCAUUAUCAACUGCUAUCUCGGGUACAACUAGUGUAACUGUACCAACAUCCAUUCCACAAACAAACAACCUUAACUCCCAUAACUCACAAUCUACUACAAACUUGCCAAGUAUGGUCAAUCGAACAGCUAGUUCAAUAAAUGCAAGAGGUUUAACUGGCACAGCUGGAGCAUCGAAAUUAAAUGGUAAUGCUAGACCAGGAUUAGCCGGUGGCGCUACUCAUGAUGCUGGAUUUACAAGUAUGCCAGCUUUUAAUCGUUUUGAACAUGGCGCUGGUGCACAAAUGCCUAAUAAUAUACCAAACAAUGGUGGUAGAGUAUUAACCAAAAGGAAGUUAGUAGAAUUGGUAAAUAGUAUAGGGGUUGAAGAAGGUGAUCAGAAAACCAUUGUUGACAACGAUGUUGAGGAUAUAUUACUCGAUUUAGCUGAUGAAUUUGUAACAUCGGUAACUGGGUUUGCAUGUAAGUUAGCCAAACAUAGAAAAAUGGAUAAGCUUGAUAUAAGAGAUUUUCAAUUACAUUUAGAAAGAAACUGGGCGUUACGUGUUCCAGGAUAUGCUCUAGAUGAAAUUAAAUCUGUUAGAAAAUGGCAACCAAAUCCAGAGUAUAAAGAAAACGUUGCAAAGAUAGAAAAGUCGGAGUUGGAGAAUGGAAAUUCAAAAUAAACCUAAUUUGUAUUAUUAUAUCAUUAGUAUGUUAUUAUUAU